GCAGACGUGGUGUCGGCGUCGCAGGCUGCAGUGCGUGUUCACGGCGGUGAUACCGGCAGCGGCGGGCACCUCGUACGUAGCGUCCAUCAGCGGCCGGUCCUCCCGUCACCAGGGUAAAUUAAGUUUUCCCCCGCCGGGUUUCCUCCCUUGACUACAGAAUGCAUAUAAAAGAGGACCUAAAUCCAGUGCUGCGGUACGUCCUCCAUUUCUUCAUGUGGUUCUAUGGAGUGAUCACCUUUGUGCCGUGGUUCUUGCUUUCUGGUGCGAUAGAAAGGCAGAGGGGAGCAGCGCGGGUGAAGGCCAAGCCUCUGAAUGAAGAGCCAUGCAGCCCUUUCCGAUCGGUGGACAGCUUCUCCAGCCUGGCGUCCUCCCUGUACCCCGACUGUGAUACCCUGGACAAGGUCUUCAAGCACGCCACCAAACUGUUCAACGCCAAGGGAUGCCUGGGGACCAGAGAGGUGCUCAGUGAGGAGGAUGAAGUCCAGCCCAAUGGGAAGGUCUUCAAAAAGGUAAUCUUGGGAAACUACAACUGGAUGUCAUACGAGGAGGCCUAUUUGGUGGCAUCUAACUUUGGAGGUGGACUUUCUGCCCUGGGCCAAAAACCCCGGUCUAAUAUCGCCAUAUUUUGCGAGACGAGAGCAGAGUGGAUGAUCUCAGCGCAGGCCUGCUUCAUGUACAAUUUCCCACUUGUUACACUAUAUUCAACUCUUGGUGGUCCUGCAAUCGCCCAUGGACUUAUUGAAACAGAAAUCACCCACAUCAUUACCAGCAAGGAACUCCUGCAAACCAAACUGAGGAACAUCCUUCCUCAGGUUCCCUUGUUAAGGCAUAUUAUUCUUGUGGAUGGCAGCAGCACCCAGCAAACUGCUUACCCCGACCAUGUCACCGUGCACAGUAUGGCCUCCGUGCAGGCCCUGGGAGCCAGGCAGGCAAACAAGGCGCGGCCGUCCCCGCUACCACACGACAUUGCCGUCAUCAUGUACACGAGCGGAUCCACUGGGAUACCUAAAGGAGUGAUGAUCUCUCACAGCAACAUCAUAGCUGGUAUAACUGGGAUGGCACAGAGGAUAACGAAUCUGGGAGAGACGGAUACAUACAUUGGCUACCUACCUCUGGCUCAUGUGCUGGAGCUAAGUGCGGAGUUGGUUUGCUUGUCACGUGGCUGCCGUGUCGGCUAUUCUUCACCGCAGACACUUUCUGAUCAGUCCACUAAAAUCAAGAAAGGAAGCAAGGGUGAUGCAUCAGAACUGCAGCCAACUCUAAUGGCCGCUGUCCCGGAAAUCAUGGACCGCAUUUAUAAGAACGUCAUGAGUAAAGUCGCCGCUAUGAGUCCUGUUCAGAAAGGUCUCUUCUCCCUUGCAUACAACUACAAAAUGAAGCAGAUCUCGAGAGGGUACAGCACGCCACUGAGUGACAGGAUUGUUUUUCGGAAAGUGAGAAAAUUAUUAGGGGGAAAGAUGAGGGUCCUGCUUUCUGGUGGGGCACCUCUUUCAGCUGCCACCCAACGCUUUAUGAACAUCUGCUUCUGCUGCCCAGUUGGCCAAGGAUAUGGUCUUACCGAAACAUGUGGUGCUGGCACAAUAACAGAAAUGUGGGACUACAGUACGGGCAGAGUGGGAGCACCUUUGGUCUGUUGUGAGAUAAGACUUAAGAACUGGGAAGAAGGUGGCUACUUCAAUACUGACAAGCCUUGUCCCAGGGGAGAGAUUCUGAUUGGUGGUCCCAAUGUGACGAUGGGAUACUACAAAAAUGAGCAGAAGACCAAAGAAGACUUUUUAGUGGAUCAAAAUGGCCAGCGCUGGUUCUGUACUGGGGAUAUUGGAGAAUUCCACUCAGAUGGCUGCUUAAAAAUAAUUGACAGGAAAAAGGACCUGGUAAAACUUCAAGCAGGUGAAUAUGUUUCCCUUGGUAAGGUGGAAGCGGCCUUGAAGAAUCUCUCCAUUGUGGACAACAUUUGUGCGUAUGCAAACAGCGAUCAGUCAUAUGUGAUUGGCUUUGUGGUGCCAAAUCAGAAGGAUCUAUUAAAGCUAGCGGAGAAGAAAGGAGUGCAAGGAAGCUUUGAGUCUCUGUGCAAUAACCCAGUAAUGGAGAAGGAAGUGCUCAGAGUCUUGGCAGAAUCUCCCGCAGCAGCCACCCUUGAAAAGUUUGAGAUCCCUGCUAAGCUCCGCCUUGUUUCUGAGCCUUGGACUCCUGAGACAGGAUUGGUGACCGAUGCCUUCAAGCUGAAACGCAAGGAGCUUAAGAGUCAUUACCAGGAAGAUAUUGAGAGGAUGUAUGGGGGGAAAUGAAGCCUUGGAAGGCUUUCUACCAACUUUUUCUUUUCUCCUUUCUUCCUUUGGAACAAACAGUUACUUCUAGACCUUGCUGCAGUAGAUUAGACUAAGAGCCUGUCUGCAACAAGACCUGGGAUUAAUGGAAAAGCUUGAAUAUCUCUCCUGUAUCUAAAUGUAUCUGCGAGACUCGGACCUUGGUCUAUUUUUUAUUUUUUUUUAGUAGUUGGUAGUCCUAUUUAUCAAAGUCCAUUAGAGAUCUGACUGUCCACCAUGCAGUUGGAAUGAAUGUUGGCACCAGGAACUCUACAACAUAAGUCUUCAUGCUGUAAAUCUAUUAUGAUGUGCCCAUGCUUAUGUAAUAUGGUGUGGGAGAUGUCCUUGGUCUAUGUGGGUGUGUAUAUAAUAUAUAUAGAUAUGUUAGUUUUGUUUUUAAGGUGGAUUAUUUAAAGCGGCAGUUCAGUACAUUAGUAUUUUUUUUCCUUCUCUUAAACCUAUUUCUCUUUAAAGUAUUUCCUCUGGGUUCUCGGGUAAGCACAUGCUCUUUAUUUCUUUGCUCAAGGUACUUGAACGUGAUAGACAAGGAGCUUCUGGGAUGAUCGCCUCACUGAGCCAGUCAGAAAACUUUAAAAAAAAAUGUAUUCGGUUUGUAAAAUGAGGCCUUUAAUAUAUUGAUAAUUUAUUAAUUUUAACCCAGACAUACAGGUCCUUCUAAAAAAAUUAGCAUAU
Molecule: messenger RNA, 2999 nt
Organism: Bufo gargarizans (Asiatic toad)
Lineage: Eukaryota; Metazoa; Chordata; Amphibia; Anura; Bufonidae
Gene: ACSL3
Product: acyl-CoA synthetase long chain family member 3
Exons: 15
Coding region: 159-2288 (709 amino acids)
Biological process (GO): neuron differentiation; long-chain fatty acid metabolic process; long-chain fatty-acyl-CoA metabolic process
Cellular component (GO): plasma membrane; endoplasmic reticulum; lipid droplet
Molecular function (GO): long-chain fatty acid-CoA ligase activity
Source: RefSeq, a predicted model, not a curated record